Messenger RNA from Tupaia belangeri chinensis (Chinese tree shrew), 3567 nucleotides. RefSeq names its product microtubule associated protein 7 (gene MAP7). Gene Ontology annotation, biological process: microtubule cytoskeleton organization. The record is from RefSeq and is a predicted model, not a curated record. Gene Ontology annotation, cellular component: microtubule cytoskeleton. NCBI's taxonomy places the organism in Eukaryota, Metazoa, Chordata, Mammalia, Scandentia, Tupaiidae.
CACCUGACAGCUACAAAGUGCAAGAUAAGAAAACUGCCUCCAAUCGCCCUUCCACUGCAAUUUCAGGACAAAAUAACAACCCCUCAGGAAGCAAACCAGAUCCCCCACCAGUGCUACGGGUUGAUGACCGGCAGCGACUGGCCCGGGAGCGACGUGAGGAACGGGAGAAACAGCUAGCUGCAAGAGAAAUAAUCUGGUUAGAAAGAGAACAGCGAGCCAGGCAACAUUACGAGAAGCACCUGGAAGAGGAGGAGCGGAGGAGGGCUGCCGUUGAGGAGAAACGAAGGCAGAGGCUAGAGGAGGACAAGGAGCGCCAUGAAGCUGUUGUACGGCGUACAAUGGAAAGAAGCCAGAAACCAAAACAGAAGCAUAACCGGUGGUCGUGGGGAGGCCCUCUCCAUGGUAGCCCCAGCAUCCACACUACAGAUCCAGACAGGCGGUCAGUUUCCACCAUGAAUCUAUCGAAACAUGUUGAUCCUGUCAUUAGCAAGCGGCUCUCCUCCUCAUCUGCAACUUUACUAAAUUCUCCAGAUAGAGCUCGCCGCCUGCAGCUCAGCCCAUGGGAAAGCAGCGUUGUUAACAGACUCCUGACGCCCACACAUUCGUUCCUGGCCAGAAGUAAAAGCACAGCUGCCUUGUCUGGAGAUGCAGCAUCUUGCAGCCCCAUCAUCAUGCCCUACAAAGCUGCACACUCUAGAAAUGCGAUGGAUCGACCAAAACUCUUUGUAACACCACCCGAGGGCUCCACGCGCAGGAGGACCAUUCAUGGCACAGCGGGCUAUAAAAAGGAGAAAGAAAGAGAAAAUGUACCCUUCCACCUUACAUCUGGCAUCCGAAGGGCUCUGUCUCCAUCUAAUCCCAAAGCAAGAUCACCAGCUUCUUCCCGACUUUGGCUCCCGUCCAAGUCCUUUCCUCAUUUGCCUGGCACACCCAGGCCAGCAUCCUCCUUGCCCUCUGGAUCAGUCAAAGCUGCUUCUGCUCAAAUCCGGCCCCCAUCCCCUGGCAACAUCCGCCCUGUGAAGAGAGAAGUUAAAGUGGAACCUGAGAAGAAAGAGCCUGAGAAGGAACCUCAGAAAGUUGCCAGUGAACCCUCACUGAAGGGUAGAGCAUCUCUAGUGAAGGUAGAAGAAGCCACGGUUGAAGAGGGGACAUCUGUUGAGACUGAAGCAGACCCUGCUGCUCCAGCCACGGCACCAGCACCAGACCCUGCUCCAGGCCCUACUCCUGCUCCAGCCUCAACCCCAGCCCCAGCCUCAGUCCUAGCCCCGCCAUCCACUGUGACUGUCAGUGCUUCUCCUAAGACCUCAGCAGGCACCACCGACCCUGAAGAGGCCACAAGGCUGCUGGCUGAGAAGAGGCGACUGGCCCGAGAGCAGAGAGAGAAGGAGGAAAGGGAGAGGCGGGAGAAGGAAGAGCUCGAAAGACAAAAGAGAGAGGAAUUGGCUCAAAGGGUAGCCGAAGAGAGAGCUCGUCGCGAGGAGGAAUCGCGAAGACUGGAAGCUGAGCAAGCCAAGGAGAAGGAAGAGCAACUGCGGCGGCAAGCAGAAGAGCAGGAGUGUCGGGAGCGGGAGGAGAUGGAGCGCCUCCAGAAACAGAAAGAAGAAGAAGCUCGUGUUCGUGAAGAGGCCGAGAGGGUUCGUCAAGAACGAGAGAAGCAUUUCCAGAGAGAAGAGCAGGAACGCCUGGAGAGAAAGAAGAGACUUGAGGAGAUCAUGAAAAGAACCAGGAGAACAGAAGCUUCUGAUAAGAAAACUGUUGAUCAGAGAAAUGGUGAUAUAGUUAAGGGAACACUCGCUGGAGAAACAGAAGUAGGUGCUCUCCCAUGUGUGACCACCUCUGCAGAGUCUGGAGGACCAGCGGCCAGCCCACAAGUGCUUACCUCACUCCAAUCAAAAGUGACUGUGGAUAGUGCUCCCAAUUUGGAAAAGCAACCAAAUGAAAAUGGAGUAUCUGUUCAGAAUGAAAAUUUUGAAGAAAUUAUAAACUUACCCAUUGGAUCUAAACCAUCCAGAUUAGAUGUCACCAACAGUGAGAGCCCAGAAAUUCCUUUGAAUCCAAUUUUGGCCUUUGAUGAUGAAGGGACACUUGGGCCCCUCCCUCAGGUAGAUGGCGUUCAAACACAACAAACCGCAGAAGUCAUAUGAACAUUUCUUCUGAAGAACUAAAGCAGAAAUUUAAUAAGAAUUUCUACAGUUAAUGGAAUUCCUUUCAUGCUAUCAAGGAGCAUCCCCUCCUCGAGUUUUCUAAAGAUUUCUUGACCAUCAUUUUGAAAAGACUUUAUUAAAACCAGCUAAAGACAACAGACUGGAUAGCUUUUCUAAUAAUUUUCGCCAGAAGAAAGAAAGAAAUGCUCCGUAUUCUUCAAUACUUUAAGAUAACUUUUCUCAGUGUGCUCCUUCUUAGCAAAUCAAUAUUUUUCUGCAUUCUUUAAAAGACGAGAGCAUUUGGCUAUAAAAGAAAAAAAAAGCUGAUUAGGCAUGACCUUUCACAUAGAUAUUUUGAUCUUAAAAGCUUAAUGGGUAAAAUUGCCCAAAAAAAAAUUUUAAAUUACCUUUUACAAUAUAAUACUUGAAAAAUAAGUACCUCUUUGGACUACAAAUAGAGUGAAUAGGGGAGGUGUUUAAAUUAAGCCUGUUUGUUUAAAUAUUAUUGCAAAGAGCUCUAUUGGUAGAGGCAAAUUCUAGGCAGAUUACCAGGUUCUUCUCAUUUGCAACUUGUACAUGGACAUUCUUCAAACCCAGCUGUCACAUUCUCGCAACUUUUUUUGUGAAAGCAUACUAAAACGUUUUAAAAUGUGGGGAAAAAAUUAUUUUUUCAAAGCAAGAAAACAACUUACUGUCGUCUUAGAUAAUGCAUUUGUAAAGGGUUUUUUUUUUUUUUCAGAUAAACUAAUCAAAUAAAUCAGAACAAUGUGACAACAUUGCAAAUUUGAUUUAUUAGCUGCAUUUCUUGGAAUGUUACUAUGAGAGAAUGUCACUGACGAUCCAGGGCUGUCUCUGAAGUCUGUAUGUUGCUGCUGUCCCCAGUAACGGUGGGACUUACCUUUGCCUUACCUGAUCCCAAAUUAUGUGGGGGAGGAAUGAAGAUUUAAUAUUUCUUUAAAUAAAAAAAGUAUUCGGUUUUGCUCGUUUAAGAGCAAUGAAAAAAUGAUGGAAUGUUGACUGCAUUUGACGCACGAACUUCCUCGUUCUGCAUAGCAUCCAUCAGCUUUUCAGUUUUCAUUCUAGUUCUUCACUCUUGCUGCUGAGCCUAGCUGUACAGACUUUGCACUUUCAUUUGCUGAUAUAAUUCAAUUUUAUUUUACCACUUUAGAGACUGCUAAUGACUAAAUGUAAAAGAAGAACAUGUUUUUAUGUGGAGUGUUUAAAAAAAAAAAAACCACUCUAAUGUGUUUUAUUAAAGGGGGGGUAAUUUUCUAGAUAGUCUAUUGGACCAUUUCUUUUCAAUCCAAGCAUAUGCUCAUUAGUAACAGCUUGUAAUUUGUUAAAAACAUUAAUUGGGGAUUUUUACCUGUUCUCAGUUGUCCAUGUACACAUAGUCAUUAUAUUAAAAAAACAAACAAACAAA